This is a messenger RNA of Meira miltonrushii, 480 nucleotides long. Its product is annotated as putative negative regulator sulfur controller-3. Gene Ontology annotation, biological process: SCF-dependent proteasomal ubiquitin-dependent protein catabolic process; mitotic cell cycle. Gene Ontology annotation, cellular component: nucleus; cytoplasm. Gene Ontology annotation, molecular function: cullin family protein binding. The record is from RefSeq and is a predicted model, not a curated record. The transcript is spliced from 2 exons. NCBI's taxonomy places the organism in Eukaryota, Fungi, Basidiomycota, Exobasidiomycetes, Exobasidiales, Brachybasidiaceae. Bases 1 to 480 code for a protein of 159 amino acids.
AUGGUUCAACUAUCCACUUCAGACAAUGAAAUCUUCAACGUCGAUCGCGAUGUUGCUGAGCGUUCAGUCCUGCUCAAGACAAUGUUGGACGAUCUUCCAGAAGCAGAAGAAAAUCCAAUCCCGUUAUCAAACGUGUCUUCAAAUGUUUUGAAAAAGGUUCUCGAGUAUUGCGCUCAUCAUCGCGGUGACCCUGCACCACCAACCGAUGAAAGUGAAGAAUCACGUAAACGCACGACCGAUAUCGGUGAUUGGGAUUCCAAAUUCAUCAACGUUGAUCAAGAGAUGCUCUUUGAAAUCAUCUUGGCUGCAAAUUAUUUGGACAUCAAGCCAUUAUUGGAUGUUGGUUGCAAGACUGUUGCCAAUAUGAUCAAAGGCAAAACACCCGAAGAAAUCCGAAAGCUAUUCAACAUUCAAAACGAUUUCACUCAGGAAGAGGAAGAACAGAUCAAAAAGGAGAACGAAUGGGCAGAAGAUCGUUAA